ACAAUAAAUACUACAAGCAACUAUUUCAUAGUCCAUACUACUGUGGGUAUCCUCAUCACCCACACUUUUGCUUCUUUUACCUUACACCAUCGCCAUUAUCUGCUAAAAGAUUUUUGUGCUUCUAUCCAACACAACAAUAGCAACAACAACAACAGAGUCUUACUACUUCUACUACUAGUAUUAGCGAAGUACAAUCAACGAAGUGAGUGAGUGAGAGUAGUCAUGUUCUGUGUAAUAAGUUGAAUUUAUUGGAGCUUCGCGAUUGUUGGCGGUGUGGCUGCUAUACUCUAUACAGGAUACAUAUUACUGGAAAAUAUUUGUACACCACUCUGGAUUUGAUGUAUAGAAAAAAGAAGGAAAAAAAUCAAGUCACGUAGCUCCUUCAAACGUGCUAAAGCUGAAGAUAUUUGCCGGAGCCGGAGAUCGUAAGUCAGUUCAUUGCCGCUCUUGCUGUCGAAUCACCGUUAAUCUAGUAUAACAAUUAGAUAAAAAUUUAUAAGAUAUUCUAACUAAAUUUAAAUUUAGAUAAAAAAAAAUUGAAAAGUGCUGAGUUUAUUUUAUUCUAGUUCUGCGAAGUUGAAUUUACCUUUGCGAGCUAAAUAUCAUCGAGUUGUUUUUUAUCUAUUUAAUGCCAGUGAUUGUACAAUCGAGAAGAGAGGUCAACUUUAAUAAGAUUGCUAAGGAUAGAAAAGGAACAACUAUCGGUAUGUCCUAAGCACACCUACAACGGAGAUAAAUAAAGUGCGAGAAAGCGAAACAAAGAGAAAACAAUUAAAACUCAGGCAUAAGAUUUAAUAAUUAUACAUUGUUGUUUUGUUUUAUUAAUUUAUUAAUUAAUGUGUAUGGUAUUUAAAAAAAAUAUUUUUAGAAUGGUGGAUUAAUUAAAAAAAUAGUAAGAACAGAACAAGUGAAGGAGUAAUUACGAAUAUCUAUGAGUAUGAAACUAGCAUCAAUGCAACAACAGCAGCAACAGCGGCCACACGCGCCUCCAGUACCGCCGAGGCCAAGCAAACAGGUUGUUGUAGAGGCCCUCAAAAGAUCAUCUACCAGAUUACCCUGCCCGACGCGUCAAGCUCCACCGCCUCCAACCAAUGUACGACCCUGGCGGCAAUUGGAUUAUCCUUCUUCUAAUAAUCGUUUCAAACCUGUUGAAAAAAGCCAUGAUGUUAAUCCUGUAAAAGAUACUCAUCAAAAAAAGCUUCCUGGUUUUAAUAACAACGAUAAUAAUAAUUGUAAUAAUAUUGAUAUUAAUGACAAUAACACCAUCAGUAGUGAUAAUAACAGUAAUGAAAAUGAGUCAAGUAAAAAAUUAAUUAAGAAUAAAAUUAGUAAGUCAAAUGAUGUUUAUGAAAAUAAUUUUGAUGUAAUUAAUCAAGAACCAAAUUUAGUUGAUAAUCAGAACAACUCUGUUAAUAAUUAUGAAAAUAUAGUGAUAUCGAAUAAUCAGGAGCGUAAAUUACCCCCCACAACUAAUCAGUGUAUUAUACUCCCGGCUGUUAUAAAUAAAUUGGAGAAUAAUAAUUUAUCUACCGAGUUAAGUGUUGGAGAAAAUACGCGAGAGAUAAUUUCUAAAGAAAUUCAUAAUAAACUUAUCACGUCACCAGAUUCUCCGAUGAAAAGUAUAACAGCUCCGACUACAACAAUUGUGAUAACUGAAAGUGAUAAUAAGUUACAAGUUUUAAAAAAACAAAAUUCUGUAGAAAAUUUAUUGGCAUCCAGUGUCUCAAAUGCUUCAAGUGAUGACUGUGCUACGAUUGUGGUAGUUGAAAAACCGAAUGAAGAUAAAAUUUCAAUUAGCAGUGAAGAAGAUAAAAAAAAUAAUAUACACCACCAAGACUGGUUAGAGUCUGGGAUUCGUUAUUCGUCUACAAAAAUAACUAUACCUGCCGGUGACAAGUUAUUGAACGAUGGAGUUUUAAAUUCUACGACUCAUCAUUUCCUUUAUAAUUACAGUAAGACAAGACCUGGAAAUAAUGUUACUAGUUUAUAUGAUAAAAUAGCAAUGUCUUCCCUUCAAGGAUUGCCUCCUUUGCCUCGAAGCCUAAGUGGGUUAUACCUCAACGAAGAAUUUAGAGAAACAAAUGAACCUCCUCCACCGCCAAUGAGAUCUUCAAGUAAAACACCAAAAGUCGGAAAAACAAUACAGUCAUCAAAUUCCAGGCCUUCGCUUUCACCUGGACGACAAUUAACAACUUUGGAUUCACAAUUGGCUAUUCUUAGAAAAGAAAUGUUUGGAUUGCGCCAAUUGGACCUUUCAUUAUUGUCACAAUUGUGGUCACUGAAUGAAUCGAUCCAAGAGUUUCGACAGCUAGUUCAGGAUCACGAUGACAGAGCUCCGUCACCGUCUCCAAGCAGCGAAGAAGGUGAUGAUGGUUAUGGAAAUCACCCGCCAGCACCCCCACGUCGACCAGCCUCUCUCCAUCACCACCAUCACCAUUAUUCUUCGUCUCCUCAUCACCAUCAUCAUCAUCGACCGCCCAGACCACCGAGACCUUUAAGACCACUCGGUAGUGAUGAAUCGCCUUCCAGCGAAGAAUAUGGAGCUGUCUAAUGUUUAUACAAUAAUUAUGUUAUAAACGUGUCAGUUGUUGAUAUGGUUAUCAUUUUCUUUAGUUAUAUAAAAUAUUAUAAAUUAAACUCGUAUUUCUUGGUAUGUAUAUUCAUAUAUUAUUUUAUAGUACAUAUAAUUGAUUUUUAAAACGUUUUGCGUAUCUAUAUGUUUCGAUAAAUAUUUGUAUGCUGUGAAAUUUAUAUUAAACAUUUUGAAAUGAAAAUUACUCUUUAGAUAAUUUAAGGCUAGUUUUCUUCUUUAAAUAUAAUUCUAUAAUUGAGCAAAGUUUAGUAGUACAAAUAAUCUAGUUUUUUUAUCAAUAAAUAAAUAUUAAAAUCUAUUUGUUCCACGAUUUAUUACUCAUCGUUUAAAACUUGAUUCUAAUGAUUAAUUGAUAUUUUUAUAGUUAUAUUAUAUGUCUAACGUUAAAAAGAAUAUAUUCACGUUGGCUUGUAACUUUAGAUUCUUAGGAUGAAAAUGUACAUGAAUAAAUAUGUAAUUUCAAAGAUAAAAAACCAAUAAAAUUCUGUAAAAAAUAA
Molecule: messenger RNA, 3090 nt
Organism: Cotesia glomerata
Lineage: Eukaryota; Metazoa; Arthropoda; Insecta; Hymenoptera; Braconidae
Exons: 3
Coding region: 932-2551 (539 amino acids)
Source: RefSeq, a predicted model, not a curated record